AUGGCAAAAUACAGAAUUGUUAUGGUCCGUCACGGGGAAAGUGAAUGGAACCAAUUAAAUUUAUUUUGUGGUUGGUUUGAUGCAGGAUUAUCUGAGAAAGGUAAAAACGAAGCUAUCGCUGCUGGAAAAGCGCUCAAAGAUUCAGGCUAUCGAUUUGAUGAAGCACAUACCUCUGUGUUAACACGAGCGCAAGUUACUCUUGGAACAAUUUUGAAAGAAAUCGGCCAAGAAAAUAUUCCUAUUUUUAAAACUUGGCGUUUAAAUGAACGUCAUUAUGGUGGUCUUACCGGUAUGAACAAAGCUGAGACUGCUGCUAAAUAUGGUGAAGAACAAGUCCAGAUUUGGAGAAGAUCGUUUGAUACUCCUCCUCCACCCAUGGAAGCUGAUCAUAAAUACUAUGAUAACAUUGUAAAAGAUGAGCGCUACAAAGAUGGUCCUAAACCUGAUGAAUUUCCUAAAUUUGAAUCUCUCGAAUUGACUAUCAAGCGAACUCUGCCAUACUGGAAUGAUGUUAUUAUUCCUCAUUUAAAAGAGGGAAAGAAAAUUAUCAUUGCUGCUCAUGGAAAUAGUUUGAGAGGAAUUGUCAAACAUCUCGACCAGUUGAGUAAUGACCAAAUAAUGAGUUUGAAUUUACCAACGGGAAUACCAUUUGUUUAUGAAUUGGAUGAAAAUUUCAAACCGAUCGUCUCAAUGAAAUUCUUGGGAGACGAAGAAACAGUUAAAGCUGCUAUGGCUGCUGUUGCAGCCCAAGGAAAGGCUAAAUAA
Molecule: messenger RNA, 765 nt
Organism: Cotesia congregata
Lineage: Eukaryota; Metazoa; Arthropoda; Insecta; Hymenoptera; Braconidae
Source: the annotation of a GenBank genome assembly